CAGUGUCUGGAGUGUCUCAAGAGGAUUUUAUAGAAAGCAAGGUUUUAGAAUGAGAGGAGGAUUUUAUAGAAGUAUGCCGCGAUUGAGGGCGUCGGGCUCCUCGAUUAUGAACUCUAUCGCAGCAUCUCAGCUCAGAAGAAAAGCUAUGGAUUCAAUGUCUUCUGCUCAGGUCACUUAUUCUACCAUAAAGGAUUUAUUUGAGAGGCAUAAAGUGGUAUUUACAGUCUCCACUUCCAUUGCAUCAGUUGUUACAGCUUGGGCAGGUUAUUCUUUACGCCAGCUGCAUCAGUCGAGAGUCGAGCAAAAGCUUGAAUCAAUUGAGAAAGCUAUGAAAUACAAUUAUCAGAUGGAAGAUCCCGAGUUGAGGAAACUAGUCUCAGGAUCUGUUAGUUUGCCCGCUUGUCUUGCAACUGCUGGAACUGGUUUGAUUAUAGGGUUAGGUUUGGGUUGGCGAGGUGGAGUGAGGUAUGCAAACCGGAGGUUCCAGAGGGAACAGAUGAAGCUGCUCGGGCAGCUGAAGCCAGGAAGAUGGCCGUUGAAGUUAUUCAAAAGGCCAAUUUUGAGACGAAGACUUCAAGAAAAUGCUGAUAAGAUGUCAGAGCCUGUAGAGAAGGAUGCAUUAGCUCAACAUUCUAACUGAUCAAAGCCGAACAGCUGAAGCCCUUUUUUCUAUUUACCUAUGUUAUUUGUAAAAAAUCCUAUGAGAAUUUUGCCCUUCAAUAGUAAAUCAUAAUAUAUCAAUUUUGCUCUUCAUUUUUUUGUAAUUUAACUUUAUUAUCCUUCAACUUUCUUGUGUUUAAAAUAUACGGAUUACUACAUAUGAAAAAAAUUAACUAGUAAUAAUUUGUCGUCUAUGUGCAUCAGUAUUGAGAAUUGAGGUCCUUA
This is a messenger RNA of Salvia splendens (bonfire salvia), 885 nucleotides long. RefSeq lists its product as uncharacterized. Lineage: Eukaryota; Viridiplantae; Streptophyta; Magnoliopsida; Lamiales; Lamiaceae. The transcript is spliced from 5 exons. The record is from RefSeq and is a predicted model, not a curated record. The coding region runs from base 50 to 640 and encodes 196 amino acids.